Molecule: messenger RNA, 1928 nt
Organism: Leptidea sinapis
Lineage: Eukaryota; Metazoa; Arthropoda; Insecta; Lepidoptera; Pieridae
Gene: Gclm
Product: glutamate--cysteine ligase regulatory subunit
Exons: 6
Coding region: 399-1373 (324 amino acids)
Biological process (GO): glutathione biosynthetic process
Cellular component (GO): glutamate-cysteine ligase complex
Molecular function (GO): glutamate-cysteine ligase catalytic subunit binding; enzyme regulator activity
Source: RefSeq, a predicted model, not a curated record
UUAAAUUUUUUUAGUUAUUUAUAAUAUUAUUUAUAAUUAAUUUAAAUGAUAACUACCCAAUAAUCUUCCUCAAAUUUCCAAAUUACAAUGUAGAUACUGUGGCUAUUUUCAAAAUAAUCUAUUGUUGAAACGGUCAGAACUUUGUCUAAAGAACAAAAACGUAAUAAUGUUUUUCUGUACAGCUGAUAAUUAUUGCUCAUAGCCCGAAUGUAGUUAAGUGCACAAGGCCACAAUAAGUCAAUAAUCAGUUAUUCACUAUUCAGUUAAUGUUGUCGAACAUUUGAAUGCAAACGUGACUUAUGUACAUUUCGGCAUAGUUAAUAACAUUUGUAAAUCUUAGUACCGUGGUACCGGUCAACAUCUUUAAAGUUAAAUUGAUAGUGAGCAACCGAACAAAAAUGCUGAAAACACCAUCCAAAGUCACCAUAAAUACAGGAAAUGUGUUAAGUUUGAUUGAUAUCAAGAAAAAAGCAGGGCAAAAUGUAACUGAAGAGCUAUCAGAAAGCAUUAAGCUGACACUAUCAGAAUGGGGGACAAAGAAUGGUCUACUUCAAAAUGGUACAUCUAAAGUACCCAGCACUCAGUUAGACUGCAUGGUGGUGUCUACUUCUUCGGCAUCAGAGGCGGUGGUAAAUAUAACCAGGCCUCAGGAUGAUGUUCAAAAUAAAAUGGCAGAAGAGGAAAGGAAGAAUCUAAAGAUUGGAGUGAAGAUCUUCAUAAAUGAGGAUAGUACAGCCGCAUUGACGGAGAGCUUAGAACAAGUAUUCGCAGCGCUGCGUACGGAUUACAUAGAGAAUGUGAUCCUGGCUUACAACCCGGACACCCAGCACAAAGGUGAAGAUCGUGAUGGUGCUGAAACAAUGACCGCCUUCUCGAAAGCCUCUCCCAUAUCGCUCAGCAGUAAUGUUGGGCGUAUGGUUAGCACAGAGUUGGAGGCAGAUAGCGAGGCAGACGCGCGAAAGUGUGAGGCGAUCCUGCCCGGGAUACAAGUCCUGUGGGAAGUGCUGGAGAACUACGUGAAAGAUGGUCGCGUCCAGCAACUAGGCGUGGCGGACGUGGGCGGCGGGUGUCUGUACAAGCUCCACGCGUGGGCGAGAGUGAAGCCCACGAUAGCCCAGAUCAACCUGGCGUCAUGCUGCGUGGUCCCACCCUCGCUACACGCCUUCUGUAAGACCAACGACGUGCAGCUGUUGACUCACGCUGAUCCUCCCGAUCUAUUAUCAGUAGCCGCCAUGAAGACUCUCUCUGACGCAGGAAUAGGCUGUAACAACUUGGACUGGUGUGCGAGGUACCAGGUGCACAUAAAGUGUAGAGGAGUAUUGGCGCUCAAGGGCUAUGUAUGCAAAGCUACCAUAGGGAAAGGAACCAAGUAAUAAAAACCAGAUAGUGUAGUCUAAGUGUUAUUGACUCUUUUAAAUAGAACACUUUUAAAAGAUUAAAACGCGUAUAAUUGUAACUGUUUUCACAUUAGAUUUUUGCGUAAAAGUUAUAUUUUUAUUUUAGUUAACCCGACGUUUCAAGACCUUCCAGAUCUCGUUUUCAGGGGGACUGCAGAUGAAAUGAGUCAAAGAUAGUGUUUGUCAUAGUUGUCAUUAUGAAGUUUAGCGCCAUUUAUUUCCUCGGAGAUGGUAUUUGCCGUAGACAGAUGGUUUUUGGCAAAAUUUACUGACAGUGGCCUCUUCAUUUUUGGUAUGUGUGCCAAAAUGUGAUACAAAAAAAGAAGAGGUCUGGAAAGGUUUUGAAACGCAGGGUUAACUUAAAUAAAAAUUUAACUUUUACCCAAAAAUCUAAUGUAGAAACAUUUCCAAUCACAUGUGUUUUAAUUCUUUAAAAGUGUUUUAUUUUAAUAUUUAACACUCGCGUUAUACAAAGAAAAUACUAUGUUAUUGACUCUAAUUACUUUACAGUAUCCUAAUUUUAUUAUUAUC